Molecule: messenger RNA, 882 nt
Organism: Caenorhabditis briggsae
Lineage: Eukaryota; Metazoa; Nematoda; Chromadorea; Rhabditida; Rhabditidae
Exons: 2
Coding region: 1-882 (293 amino acids)
Source: RefSeq, a predicted model, not a curated record
AUGGAUGUGAAGCGGGUUCCUAAAGUUGGUCGUCCAGCUAAGGGAUACAUCAAAUCGAAAAUUCCAAUAGCUGCAGAAUUGCCAGAUACCUCGCUGGUUGGACCAUCCUCUCUUCACUGUGCUAAGCUUGAAGAGGAAUCAAUUUCAAAGAAUCCGGUUAAAAAGAAGCCAGAAGUAAAUACAGAAGAUCGUUUUGAAGGUCUUAUGGCGAUGGCGUAUGCAGUUGAUAUCCUUGAAAAAGAAGAGGAAAAUGAAGAGGUGCUCAGAAAGCGGAGACAAGAGGAUGCCGCCAAAAAACGAGAACUUCGAGCGUCGGAAAGCAAAGCCGAGAGAAGAAAACGUCUUGCGAAGAACAAAGCCAAUGGUCGAAAGCGGCGAGCAUUGGAAUCUGAAGAAGAGCGAAGAAAGCGACUCGACCGAGAUGCUGAACGUAAGCGUGCUCAACGAUGCAACGAGACAGAAGAAGAGGGGCUUAUUCGUCGGGAAAAAUCGAUUGGACAUCGAAGAAAAUACCUUGCAAAUCAGUCACUAGACAAGGCGAAUGCUAGAAGAGCCCGCGAAGCUGAAAGACGUCGAAAUGCAUUGGCUAACGAGACCAAGGAGCAGGCUGAUAUUCGUCGGGAGAAGAAUGCGAUCCGAAGAAGGGAAGCGUUGAAAAGAGAGACUUCGGAGCAAGCAGCAAUCCGACGAGAGAAGGAUGCCGUGAGGCGGCGGAACUAUUUGAAAACUGCAACCGAUGAAGAGAAGGAGGCUAUGCGAGCCAGAGAUGCCAAAAGGAAGAAGAAGGCUCGUCGAGAAGCAGAAGACGAUUCUGAUGAUUACGAGCCGCCAGCAGUUUUUCAGAGCCGGCUCAUGGCUCGUCGCACAUCAUCCCGGAAAUAA